This is a messenger RNA of Parnassius apollo (apollo), 3915 nucleotides long. NCBI's taxonomy places the organism in Eukaryota, Metazoa, Arthropoda, Insecta, Lepidoptera, Papilionidae. The record is from the annotation of a GenBank genome assembly.
AUGUUAUUUAUAUCAUUGUUUGAAUGUAGAUUACCUGACAAAGUUUAUUGUGUAAAUGAAAAAUGCACUGAGCCUAUUUCUAAAGCCAAAACACUUCUAAACUAUAACAGUGACGACCCAGACCUCAUCUCAUUUCCUGCUAAAUCUGAAGCAAUUGUGUAUAUGAAAUCAGCUGGUAGCAAUUCCGAAUUAUGGUAUGCUAAAAUUAAUGGUAAAUCAGGAUUCGUUAAUUCAAGAUUUUUAAAGGAGUCUAAAAUAAUAGAAAAGAAUCCUCAAUUUAUUGUUCCUAUUGAAAACAAUAUUAAGACAGAUGUUCAGCCAGAUAGGGUACAACAACCUCAUGAAGUUUUUGAAGGUACAACCAUUUUCACUACUGAAACAGUAGGUAAAAAUAUACUAAAAGAAAGUAUUACUGAAAAUUCUAAUAAUAUUUCUAAUGAAGGGCUUUCAUCUCAAUUAAGUACAAUUAAGGAAACACAGAAUGUAAGCUCUGAUACUAUUGAUAAAUUAUCCCAAUUCAAUAAUGAUAAUAAGAAUCAUAAUUCUGUUAAUACAGAAAAAAUCCCUGUUUCACAUAAUAUUUCAGCCGUAGAUAAUUCCAAAAGUAAAAAUCAAAUUUUUCAAGAAAUUGCUGCACAUGACAUUGAAGAUAGAAUUAAAAUAAAGGAAUCUACAAGUAAUAAUGUACAGGCUUCUGAUGAUCUUAAUGAAAAUAUAAUAGAGAAUGUUGAAGCCCAGGUAAAUAUAAAUGUAAAACAAAAUAUAAAUAGCAAAGAAAAAACAACUGCUGAAAAUAUAGAUAAUUCCUCAGAAAAUAAAGAAGGUACUGUUGAACCUGUUUUAAAGGAAAAUAUUGAAAACCUACCUGACAAUAGUGAAAAAUCAGAUCUUUCUAGUACAAAUGCCCAGUUAGAUUUUACCACCGAAAAUAUUAUACAGGAAAAAUCUGCUGAUGUUAGUGUGGACCAAAAUAAACAGAUUUCUGAUUUCCAAAACUCCACUUUACAACUUGGUUCUGAGACAUUAGAUAAUUCCUCAGAAAAUAAAGAAGAUACUGUUGAACCUGUUUUAAAGGCAAAUAUUAAAAACCUACCUGACAAUAGUGAAAAAUCAGAUCUUUCUAGUACAAAUGCCCAGUUAGAUUUUUCCACUGAAAAUAUUAUACAGGAAAAAUCUGCUGAUGUUAGUGUGGACCAAAUUGAACAGAUUUCUGAUUUCCAAAACUCCACUUUACAACUUGGUUCUGAGACAUUUCCUUCAUUGCAAAAUGAAAAAGUAGAAUCAAAUGAAAAUGUGUCUUCCAAUAGCACUUCAGAAAUCUCUAUAGACAACACUGUUCUCCCACAGACACUACCAAUACCUGAAAUAUCAGAGAGUUUUCAAACUUCUGUACCAAACCAAGAUAUUGAAAACUUAGAUAAUAAUUCGUAUGUACCAAUUGAACCUCAUAAUGUGCCUGCCAACAAUAUUGAAAAUCAUGCUCAACAUGUGAAUGAACAGCCUGAAGUAUCUUACACCCAUGAAAGCAGUAAUAAUAUUAUGCCAAACGACAUUCCUAAUCAAGAUAAUAAUGUCAUAAACAAUUUACAAGGUGAAUCACCAUCAUCAUCAAAUUUAAAAACUAUUCCAGCUGCUUCUGUUGACAUAUUGAAUGAAUUACCAGAGGCUACAGAAUCAAAUAAUCUCAUUGCUCCAUCGCCAAAUAUAGUAGAAUCAACAACAGAAUACCUAGCACCAGAUAUGGUUACAGAUAAACUUACUACACAACCAACAACUUAUUCGGAAAACUUAGAGGGAGCUUCAACUAUUCCUUCCGAAAACAUAGAUGAUACUGUAACACCUGAUUCUAAUAUAGAUGCAUUCGCCUCAUCAUCUACUGAAAUUAAUAUAGAGGAUUUGUAUUCUAUGGCAACUGAAAGUCCCGCAACUAGUCUAGAAAAUAGUGAAAGUAUUCUAUCAGAUAUGUACUCAACUAUAGCAGAUUCAUUGCCCUCAUCAACUGAGACUCCUCAUUAUGAAAACUUAUUCAAUUCUGAUGUAAAUCCUCCACCUGAACUAGAAAACAAAGAAUUUUCCGUUAUACAGUAUAUUAUUUCUACUUAUAAUAAUGUGAUGGGUACGAAUGGAGAAACAAGAGCACUCUUUGCUGCUGCUGGGGAAACAUGUUUUACAGAUGAAUAUUGCGAUGGUGAAAGUUUAAGCCAGAAACAUAGGUUACUUACUUUCCUUGUGACAACCGCUGGAACUGUGCUACUGUUUACAUUGGGAUAUUACUACAUUGAGAAUAAGCGACAAGAUAGCAAACUUAUUGGCACAAUUAAUUCCUUGCAAAGGGACUUACUCUUUAGUACAAAGGAGUGUGAGAUACUUAAAGAGGAACUUGCCAAUACUAAAAAUAAAUUAGCCGGCAUUGAGGAUAGUUCAUUUGGAAUGGAUGAUAUGGUACAAUCACUAAAAGAGGAGAUCAGUGAACUGAAGGUGCAAAACGAGAGAUUACGAAAUUCUUUAGACGAUAAUGAAAAGCUUUUAAGAGUGUCAGAAAAUACUGCUAGUGAAUUACAGAAUACAUUAAGUGAGGUUGAGAAUACUCUAAGUGAGCUCUGGUCAGAGAGAGCUCAGUUUGAAGAGCAAAUUACAGAAUUAAAUGGAAAAGUACAAGCAUUUGAAGAGGAAUUAAUUUCAGUAAGUAGAGAAAGGGACAAUUUCCAAUUGAAAUUUGUAUCGGCUGAGACAUCACUAGAUGAGUUUAAAAAACAAAAGAAGCAGUUCGAAGAAAUUAACAAUAAACUAUCUGAAGCAAAUAAUACUAUUGAAUUACAAAAACAUGAAAUUGAAGCUCUCAAAGAUGUAAUUAAGGAACUUAAGAGUGGUGUUACAUCAAAUGUAGAUGCUGCAUCUCUCAUAGAUCAUACUGAAAUCAAAGCCAAGUUAUCUAAAGCAUUGGAGGAAAGACAGUCAUAUAUGAGUAAAUAUGAGAUAGAACAUAAGGAAAGAGUCCGCCUUACAGAAGAGCUUCAGACUGCUCAGGAAUCCUUCCGCAGUUCCAGUCAACAAGCAGCAGAGGCUGUCACAAGGCUAGAAGUCCUUGGCAAAUAUUUCCAAGAAAGAGAAAGUGAACUAAUGAAGGAAUUGAGUGCUAAAGAAUCACUAUGGCUCGGCAAACAAGGCGAAUCAGCAAGCACUAUAGAAAAAAUAGAGCUUUUACAACAAGAACUACAAAGAUACAAAGAGAAAUGCGACGCGCUAACGCUGGAGCUGGCGGAGGCGGAGUCGACGCGGCGCACGGCCGUGAGCGAGGUAGAGGCGCGCGCGCACGCCGCGUGGCUGGAGGCGCGCGCGGCGCGGCGUGACGCGGACGCGGCGCGCGACGACGCCGCCGCGUUGCGCCGCAAGCUCGCCUCCCUCACUGCGGCCGACGGCGCCGCCUCUCCACACAGACAAGUAUCUUCCCCAUUAGAGGGUGUAGAUGGUGCAGUAAUACCGCCGCCACUGCCACCGCUAGCUUUCUUGCCCCCACCGUUGCUACCGCCUUUGCCCCGACCACCGCCACUGGGGAGACUGCCUUCACCCCACCCACCUAGGUAUAGCGACAGACGCUAUUCGCCGGAGAGUCGCUACUCGCCAGAGAGUAGGUACUCGCCGGAGAGCCGCUACUCGCCGGAAACGGUGCGCUACUCGCCAGAUAGCCGCUACUCACCGCGCAGUCGUCGUUCUCCUUACUCGCCGCGCUCCAGGAGACGAUCGAGAGAGAGGUAUACGGAAGGGCGUGGUUCCCGCAUACGUAAUGGACCACCAGAAACCGAGACAGAGUAUAAUUCUGAUAGCCCUACCAGACAACCGCGCCGCCGCUCUAGAUACUCGAGACACUCAGGUCCCAGUUCAGGAUCAGGGUGCUCAUCGGAAUCGGAUAAGUGA